This is a messenger RNA of Salvelinus sp. IW2-2015, 1451 nucleotides long. RefSeq names its product periodic tryptophan protein 1 homolog. Gene Ontology annotation, cellular component: mitochondrial large ribosomal subunit. Lineage: Eukaryota; Metazoa; Chordata; Actinopteri; Salmoniformes; Salmonidae. The record is from RefSeq and is a predicted model, not a curated record.
GACACUGCCUUUCUAAACAGUAUAAGACCCAACUCACAUGUCAAUGCGUGCAAUUUGUAUGUAACUUUUGGAUCUUUACGAAGUGGUUUUGAACACUUUAGAGUUGUACAUUACAUUGAAUGUUGUUACUAGAACGUUGUCAAUAAUGAGUUCUCAAAUCACUUGUGUUGGAUGGGUAAAGCGUGGCGUUUCGAAGGAAACACCAGAUAAGGUGGAGUUGAGCAAAGAAGAAUUGCAACACAUUAUAGCAGAGGCAAAAGAACAAUUGGGUGAACGCAUAGGUGAAGAGGAAGAGGAUGAAGGCAUGGCCAGCGGGCAGGAACAGAGUGACGAGGCAGAAGCUGUUCAGGGACAGGAGCCAGAGCAAGAUGAAAAUGAAGCAGGAAGGGAAGAAGCUGAUGAACUAGCAGAGUAUGGUUUGGAUAGAUAUGACGAGGAAGACGAGGUGACUGCCAACCUUGGUGACAGCCUUGCCGGUCUCACAGUGUUCAGCACCAACGAGGAGGAUCCUCACAUUACCAUCAAAGACACAGACCAGUAUGAGCGAGAGGACUUUCAAAUUAAGCCCAAUGAUAACCUCAUAAUUUCAGGCAGAGCAGAGAAGGACUGCUGCAACCUGGAGAUUCACGUAUACAACUCCGGGGAGGAAUCCCUCUAUCACAAGUCAACUAUCCGUGGACCUUCCAUUGAUGAUGAUUGUAAGGUGGAAAUUGGUGUGACAUCUGAUGGGAAGACCAUAGUGUGCUACCAUCCCUCUGAGGAUGUUCCUUAUGAACUUACCCAGCCCAUUCUAUGGCCAAACCCCCUGACCAAUCCGGCAGAAACACAUGACCAGGUGCUGAAGGCCCACCUCGGAAGGGAGGUGCUGCAGAACAAACAGUCCCCCACCAUUGAGGAGCUCAGCAAAAUGUUUCACACCACCAAGCACCGCUGGUACCCUGUGGGACAGUACCAUAUGCGACGCAGAAAGAGAGAUCCUCCAAAAGACAGAUAGUUGUUAAGGAGUUUCUUACCUUAAGAAUUAUUGAUACCUUACAUAAUUAUUAGCUUGGCUCACCCCCCCAAAUCCCAAACUGUUUUGUGUGCAAUUAUUUGUGCUGUAAAAUAAAAUUAACAAAUCUGUAGUUGCGCACUUUUAUGUUUGCUUUGAAGCAGAUUACCAAAACUGUCAGUGAAAUAUAUAUUUUCCCUGUGUGCUGAAUACCUUUUAUUUCAUGAAAUUCUGGGACAUGGUUAAGGUAUCUGCAUGUUAUUGUGGGGGAAGAAGGAGAACACUGCAAUAGCGGCGUAGCGGGAGAAAGAAAAAGCUGCAACUGGGACUCAAACUUUGGCUCCUACUGUGCAGAACAAUAUUACAUUGUGAUAACUGUCCAUUUUUACGAUAAUUUCAAUUCAGUCCAUGUCUUAAGUUUUUGGGAUUCAAAGAAAUUACAAUAAAGAGUACGUUCAUA